CUGCAGUGUCUUGGCAGCUGCAUUAGUGCAUCUCCCACCGUCCGCGAUGUCUUCACGGCCAGUGCCAGCCUCCUCCGCGUCCACUUGACAACGCAAACCGACAUGAACCUGUCAGGAAACCGAGCCGGACGUUCACACUAGCUCUCUUUAUGCCCCCGGAGACAGUCAGGAGCGCUUCUUUCACGCACCGAAACCCCGUGACGAGAAUUGUUAAUGGAAAAUGGCGAUAGGCAAAAGGUCUUGCAGCAUCGUCUGCUUGGUAUCUAUCCAGAUUAUCUUGAUUUUCAGCGCAUCGUGGCCUGGAGCAGCAGGGCUCACAUUCCCCCAGCAGUACACGAUAAUGCACUGGGCCAGGCGUAUCGAGCAGGAGAUUGACAGAGUCUUUCAGCACAUCACUGGAGCUCAGCAGUUGAAAGGGAUAUACAAUGAAGAGAGACGACAUUUUAAGCUGCUGAAGAAUCAGCCACGGAAGAUUGUGGAGAAGGUGGCCUCAGACAUUGAGAAACUCCUGGCUAAGAAGCGCAAAGCACUCAAUAAGUUAGCCAGUGAAGCAGAGCGGCUCCAGCGAGAGCAUCUAUGGCAAGAUGGAAUCAAGGAGCUGGACAUGGCUUAUUAUGACUCAAAGGCAGAGCUGGAUUAUUAUUCAAUGGACGGAGAAGGGGAGGUGGAAAAUCCUUCGCACAUCAAGCUGGAGUUUGUGUAUGAUCCAAACUUCAAAAACAACGUCAACUAUUCCCACACGGCUGUUCAAAUACCCACAGAUAUUUAUAAAGGAGCUCCAGUCAUUCUGAAUGAGUUGAACUGGACGCAGGCGCUGGAGAAAGUGUUCAUGGACAACAGUCGGGAGGAUCCGUCACUACUUUGGCAAGCGUUUGGGAGUGCGACGGGUGUCACUCGCUACUACCCAGCCACACCUUGGAAAGCCCCUGAUAAAAUCGACUUAUAUGACGUCAGGAGGAGGCCCUGGUACAUCCAGGGAGCCUCGUCCCCCAAAGACAUGGUCAUUCUUGUUGAUGUGAGCGGCAGUGUCAGUGGACUCACCCUGAAACUGAUCAAAGCGUCAGUGAUGGAAAUGCUGGACACUUUGUCUGAUGAUGACUAUGUCAACGUGGCCAGGUUUAACGAGAAGGCCGAGGCUGUGGUUCCCUGCUUCAAACAUCUCGUCCAGGCUAACGUGCGCAAUAAAAAGAUCUUCAAGGAUGCAGUGCAGCAGAUGCAGGCUAAAGGCACCACUGAUUACAAGUCUGGAUUUCAUUUUGCCUUCAACCAGCUGUUAAAUAAGACAAAUGUCCCGCGGGCCAACUGCAAUAAAAUAAUCAUGCUGUUUACUGACGGAGGAGAGGACAGAGCUCAGGAUGUCUUCAUGCAAUACAACUGGCCAAACAAAACAGUUCGAGUUUUCACCUUUUCUGUGGGUCAACACAACUAUGAUGUCACACCUUUACAAUGGAUCGCAUGCACCAAUAAAGGUUACUAUUUUGAGAUCCGUUCCAUCUGUGCAAUAAGGAUUAACACCCAGGAGUACCUUGACGUGCUGGGACGCCCCAUGGUUCUGGCAGGCGACGAUGCCAAGCAGGUUCAGUGGACCAAUGUGUAUCAGGAUGCUUUGGGUCUUGGCAUGGUAGUAACUGGGACUUUACCUGUUUUUAAUCUCACCAUGGAUGGAAACUCACAGAAUCAGCUAAUAUUAGGUGUCAUGGGAGUUGACGUGCAUCUUGAUGAGAUAAAGCGACUAACACCACGGUACAAUCUUGGAGCCAAUGGAUACAUAUUUGCCAUUGAUCCAAAUGGAUAUCUUCUCCUUCACCCUAAUCUUCAGCCAAAGCUUGUGAACCUCCCUGAGCCUGUGACACUGGACUUCCUGGAUGCAGAGGUGGAGGACAGCAACAAAGAGGAGAUCAGACGACAAAUGAUUGACGGAAGACCAGGUGAAAUGCAGGUCAAAACACUUAUCAAGUCAAUUGAUGAGCAAUACAUUGAUGAGGUGCACAGGGGUUACACCUGGACUCCUAUCAACGGUACAGAUUACAGUCUUGGUUUGGUACUAUCCCCAUAUAAUGAAUACUACAUCCAGGCAGACCUGAGUGAUGUGAUGGUGCAGCUCCAGUAUAUGCAGUCAUUGCUCCCCAGCUCCUUUGAAUCCGCAGGACAUGUGUUUCUGGCUCCAAGGGAAUACUGCAAACGUCUGCAUCUUUCUGACAACAACACCCAGUUUUUGCAAAACUUCCUCUCGCUCAUGCUGGACAUUUCCCCAGAAUCGGAUGAGUGUGACCAAGGCCUCAUCCACAACCUAAUUUUGGAUUCUAGGAUUAUUGGGCAGCUGGCCUCUCGUUCUUGGAAGUCCGAUGAGCUGAAUUCGUAUGGCUUCCUGGUUGUAUUUGCAUCCACUGACGGAGGAAUAACACGGGUUUAUCCCAACAUAGCUGCUGAGUUAUGGGAUGAGGAUCCUGAACCCUUCAAUUCGAAUUACUACAGACGGAGCCUCGACAACAAAGGCUACAUGUUCAGACCUCCGUCCAGAUCCUCCUUGGACGACCCCGUGAGUGCAGAAAACGGCACCGUUGGAAUUUUGGUUAGUUCAGCUGUAGAGGUUAAUUUAGGAGGCAAACUGCUCAAACCUGCAGUGGUCGGAGUGAAGCUGGACCUGGAAGCGUGGGUGGACAAGUUUAAGAUCCUGGCCAGCAAUGUGUCAGACAUUCGACAGGGCUCACACAAGUGUGGACCAUCCAGAAGUUGUGAGAUGGACUGUGAAGUGAACACUGACGACCUCCUCUGCUAUCUCAUUGAUGAUGGUGGGUUCCUGGUUAUGUCCAAUCAGAGAGAUCACUGGAAAAAGAUUGGUCUUUUCUUUGGUGAUGUGGACCCUUACCUGAUGCAUGCACUCUACAACAACUCAAUCUUCACUCGGCGUCAGUCUUUCCACUACCAGUCGGCAUGUGAACCAGUCAGCAGCAGCCACACUGGUGCAGCACCGAGGGGCAUCUUUGUGCCGUCCAUUGCCGACAUCCUCAGCUUGGCCUGGUGGACAUCCACAGUGGCAUGGUCUGUGGCCCAACAGCUACUGUAUGGGCUGGCCUACAACAGCUGGCUUUACCAAGAUGAUGUCCUUGUUGAAGGUUUUGAGACAAAGGAAAGCAGCUGUGUGACCAUCCAAAGCCAGUUCUACUUCACAAACACCACCAACUCUUACAACGUGCUGCAGGACUGUGGAAACUGCUCACGGCUGUUCCAUGCAAAGCGGAUAGAAAACACCAACCUCCUCUUUGUGGUCGCCGAGACGCUCCCCUGCAGCUCAUGUGAGAUAGAGAGAUUGACACAGGUCAGGACAGAGUUUCAGGAGGAGAAUCCAUGCGAAGUACUGAGCAACGCACGAUAUCGUAAAGGCCCGACUUCCUGCUUUGACUACAGUGCCUUAGAAAACACGUCAGAGUGCGGACGGGGUCAUGCUCUGCAGUCCUCCAUAGGAGUCCUUCUCUUUAUUCAGCUUAUUCUGCCUCUUUUUCAUCUCUGACACGUUCAAACACUCUAACUGACAUCUUUCAUCUCUUUGGGUUUAGGCUCGGAUCUACUGAAGGUCAGAUCAAACAGCAACUGCAAAAUUCUUCGUUUUUGAUCUACAAACGUCCCAUAGCACAUUUGUGCUUGGGUAAAAAAACAAAAGUGGAUAAGCUCUUAGUGUUUUAUGCCUUAUUGCUUAUGCAUUUGUUGGUGUUCCAGGGCUUGAGUGCAAAAUAUAGGAAGAGAAUGUGUUGAGUGUGCAUGCUACUUAAACUAGGACAAGCAUGUUUAACAUUUUUGCACACAGGAUCAGCCAUGUAAACACCAAAAAGUCAGGGAGGCAGCUGAAAUGUACUUUUAACGGGCCAAUAAAUAACCACUCAGCUGGAACUCACAACUUUAGGUGGGAUUGUGGUAGUGAAAUUAUAAAAGAUCUAAAAACUCAGUCUAUUUGGUUUGUGGUAAAAACACAGUGGUGGAAGGUACUCAGAUAUUUUUAGCAAUACCAAUCUGUGGAAAUACAAGUAUUAGCAACAAAAUUUACUUAAAAGCAUAAAUACUCAUUUGACAGCAGAAUGGACCCUAGGUGUUACAUCAACAUAUCAAUAAUUAUAUUAUCAGAUUAAUAUUAGUUAUGCAUUAACAUGUAGGAGCAUUUAAAUGUUGUAGCUAAUCAAGAUAGAGCUAACCUUCAGUACUUUAUACACCGUUGGGUAGUUUUAUCAAUAACAGUCAUUUUAAAAACUCAGCAUAGGUUUUCUGUGAAAAAAUGAAAAGUAACUACUUGUCUGAUAAAUCUCGUGGAGUAAAAAGUUAAAUAUUUAAGAAUUAAAGGUGCUCUGUGGAUGUUUCUAGCAAACAAAGUUUCUGUUUACAAUUAGUUUCUCACCCGAAACACUUGUUGAAUGCAUUUCCUACCACAUAAAAAACUGAAACUGCUUUGUUUACACCCAUAUUUACUUGAUAGCAGUCUUCUUCCCAACAUUUUCUGACGUAUUGCAGCAUUUUGUGGCGCCUUACUGCGUGCCACCUGUGGAUCGUUGGAAUAGAGUGAAACCAUUGGGGUUUCCAACAGGGACCCACUGUUUUCAUUGCUCCAUAGCGCUGCUAGUGGUCAAAACUCCACAGGUUACCUUUUAGGAGAUAAAAUGGGAUUACUCAAGUAAAGUACAAGCAACCUCAACACUGUACCCAAGUAUAGUACUUGAGUAAAUGUACAUAGUUACUUGUCAUCACUGAAAAUACAACGCUGCACAUGCCACCACAUGACCGGGUAUUAUCCAGAAGAGCUCUGUGAUUGGCAAAACAACUUUGUAGAGACAUUAUUCUGAGUUUUUAGAUUUUUCAUUGUCACUGUGGCUCCUUUGAUGAGGCCCACCUAAAUAGUUAACUGUUGGUUAACUAUGGUUUAAAGUUUCCAUACAACUGCUGGGUAAAGCUAUAGAAAGUAUUUACAUAACCGAAUGAACAUGGAAAGAAAUAGACAGAACCUGCUGCUGGUUGAGCUCCACAAUUCAGGCUCCCUCAUAUAAUUUGCUCAGACGCCGCUGCUCCUGGCAUCUUCUGUUUUUGUUGGCUUUGUGAAAAUUAAAAUGGAUUGUCUAUGCCAGGUUUCAUUUGCAUGUCCAGUCCUAGUAAAUAUCUUUGCACAUGAAGGAGCUCCUGCACCUACAGCAGUUUUUACAUGAUAGUAGAUCCAGGCCUUAACCUCAAAUUCACUUCAGUGUCUUUCAAUCCACCUCUGACCUUUGCCAGACAGUUUCAGGACUAUAAAUUCCAUCAUAGAUGACAACGACCCAGAAUGACCUCCCUCUGCUGUCUCAAGUACGCUCUGUCUCUUAAAUCGUUAUUUCAGACAGAAUUUAGAUGAGAAGUAUUUUUCCCCCCUAAAAAUAUUUUUCUUAGAGCAUUUUCAUUUAUAAGACAACAGAUGAGAAAAGUAUGAUGAGAAAUACCCGUGUCAGACCUCCAGCAAGAUUUUGUGACUUUUCAUAACACAUAUCAGUGAUGAAGUGUCCGUGUAGUUUCAUUGAUUCAAGGAUUGUUAAAGGCAAGGUUUGUUUUGUUCAAAUGCUUCCACAGAGGCUUGGCAUGAACUUGAUGUGCUUCCAGUUGAUAUGAAUUGAUUAAAGGUGUAAAAUCAGACAGAAACAUACGGUCGUAUCAAAUGUUAACAGUGAUUUUGUUACAAUAAUGUAGUAGUGAAUCCUCCAAAAAACCACUUCAGUGGUUUAGUGCAAUACUGCUGUUUUGCACUAAACCACUAUACUGAUAAUAGUUUGCUUUAUUCUAGCAGUAAUUAUCAUGACCAUCAAUUUCUCAUUAAAUUUAGAUUUGAAGUAAUUGACAUUCUGUGUUAUCUAUAGUGUUAUAGCACAAAACAUGUGCAGGUGUCAGUGUGUAGCUGACAUGUUUUUAGGCGCAUUACAUCAGUUGUUGGUUAAAGGGAAGCUCUCUGUCCCUUUUUUUUAUAUCUUGUAUCGCCACUAUUUGUCAAACCUGAAUUUAUGCACUUGUGUAUGCUUCUGUAUGGGGAAUGUAGCUUUGAACAGCUUUCUGUGUAAUCAAUAUUUUAUCAGUAUGUGAUGCUUUUUGGCGCUCUGUUGAGAUUCCCCCGAUGUCACACUGAAAGUGAUGAUUCGCUGUGGCAGAAUGUUUUCAUUUUUAUCAUGCAUAAGGCGUCAUGAUGUUGACAUCUGAUUCAAGUUUGUACAAAAUUAUGAAGCUGUAAGACUUUUAGCAGUUUUGUCACAGUUUGUGUCUGUCCAGUAUUGUAUGCAUGUUAAACAUUAACCCCAUAACAAAGAAAUAAUACAUGCAACAUAUAUUAGGGAUGCAACUAACCAAUUAUUAUUGUUAUCUCUAUUAUUCAAUGAUUAGUAGUUGAAAUAAAAAAAAAUUGCCCUUCAGUUUCCCAGAGCGUGGUUACAAGUACAUUAGUACAUUCAGUGUCAAACAGCAAAAUCCUAACACAUGAAAAUCAAAACUCAACACUGAAAUUUAUUAUUUUUGUUCAUGAAGUCACCGGUUUGUCAUUAGGAAAAAACACGACGACUGUGCUUAUGUAACAGUUGGAAAAUCAUUAUCUGUUACAUACAAUUUAUUUAAUUUGACUCAUUUUAUCAGUGUGGGUCUUGUCUCAUCUGUCUGCGCAACGCACGUGUCAGACUUCUCCUCCGUGGCCGCCUGCAGCUAUACUACUUGUGACUGUAACUUCCACUAUCUAUAUCUACACUAGAUGCCAAAUUUUUUUCAAGCCGUUAAAUGACGGCCCAGAACAAAGUGAAAUUAUUUCAAAUCCUCAUACAGGCUAAUCCUGUGCAUGUUUAGCACAGUACUACUGCGCGGUAAGAUUGAUUCCAAAUAACUGCAGAUAUUUUUUUUUAUCUCCCUUGUUAAACAAAUUGACAUAAAACAUUGCUGCAAAAAACA
Molecule: messenger RNA, 6930 nt
Organism: Micropterus dolomieu (smallmouth bass)
Lineage: Eukaryota; Metazoa; Chordata; Actinopteri; Centrarchiformes; Centrarchidae
Gene: cacna2d2b
Product: calcium channel, voltage-dependent, alpha 2/delta subunit 2b
Exons: 38
Coding region: 221-3511 (1096 amino acids)
Cellular component (GO): voltage-gated calcium channel complex
Molecular function (GO): voltage-gated calcium channel activity
Source: RefSeq, a predicted model, not a curated record